AGUACCCAAAUUCGUUUUUCCUCAAUUUCAGUGUCCCGUUUUUGGUUUUGUAUUGUUUCUUAUUUUUGUUUUUAUCUUCAAUAACAAAAGAGUUGAAUCCACGUGUUUUGUAAUGAAAUGACAUUUCUGUCGCGGGUCGUUGUCAACAGCAGGUUCUUCCUUCGAAUUAGCCGUCUUAAAAUACCGCCUAAGAUCGCAUCGAUCUGCCAGAAAAACUUGUGUUCGCAAUCGUUAUCAUCUUUGGAGAUGUCAUCAAGCAAAAAAGGAAACUUAUCCAAAAUAGUGGCCUUGUUCAAUGAAUUUAUGCCGCCGUCUCUUGCAGAGAGUUGGGAUAAUGUUGGAUUGUUAGUUGAACCAACUCAACCACACAAUGUCUCUAAAAUACUGCUCACCAACGAUCUCACUCCUGAAGUAUUAAACGAAGCUAUCGACUUAAAGGCUAAUUUUAUUUUGUCUUAUCAUCCUCCUAUUUUCAGUCCUUUAAAACGACUUUGCCAGAGUUCCUGGAAGCAGAAAUUAAUCGUCCGAGCCAUUGAAAAUCGAAUCGCCAUCUACUCCCCCCACACUAGUUGCGAUGCUUUGAAGAAUGGUGUUAAUGAUUGGCUCCUCAGUGCAUUUGGUAAAUUCAGUGAUUCAGCCAGAGAAGAUGGUUUCUUUGUUUCAUUCUUGUGUAAGAAAUCUUCUUUACAAACCAUUGCCCAAAUUUUGAAGUCGCAUUCUAUACAAGACCCUGUUUUCACUGAAGUUGCUAAGCCUCCAAUGCCAGAUACUGGAAUCGGUAGAAUUGCUAAACUCCAGACUAGUAUUACUUUGACAGAAGCAAUUGAAAUUAUCAAGAAACACCUCAAAUUGCCCCAUCUUCGAGUAGCCACAGCACAUGGACCAGGAUUCUCUUUCACCGAUAAAACCAUAAAGACGGUUGCUGUGUGUGCUGGUUCCGGCUCCACUGUCCUCAGGGGUGUCAGGGCUGACCUCUAUGUCUCCGGUGAGAUGUCCCAUCAUGAUGUACUGGAUGCAAUCCAUAAUGGAUCCUCGGUGCUCCUCUGUGAGCACAGCAACACAGAAAGGGGUUACCUGUCGCAGUUGAAAAUCUCGUUGGAAAACCUACUGAGCGAACUUACAGUUGAAGUUUGUGUUUCAAACAUCGAUGCUGACCCACUUAAAAUUAAUUAACUAAUUGAUUAAAUUAACAUGAUUGGAAUUUAUGGAUCUCAAUGUUGUCAAUAAAAUUUCCAAAUAUAUUUGAAAUUGAAAA
Molecule: messenger RNA, 1255 nt
Organism: Octopus bimaculoides (California two-spot octopus)
Lineage: Eukaryota; Metazoa; Mollusca; Cephalopoda; Octopoda; Octopodidae
Product: NIF3-like protein 1
Cellular component (GO): cytoplasm; mitochondrion
Source: RefSeq, a predicted model, not a curated record